AUGGGGGAUCGGGGUUCGGGCGCCGCGAAACCGAUUUGGAUGAAGCAAGCGGAGGAGGCGAAGCUGAAGAGCGAGGCGGAGAAGGCUGCCGCGGCGAAGGCGGCCUUUGAGGCCACGUUCAAGGGUUUGGAUAAGAAUCGGGAGAAGGGUGGGGGCGUCGUUCAUUCGGACAGCGAGUCGGAGGAAUACGAGGACCUUGCCAAUAAACCCAUUGGGCCCGUUGAUCCCGCCAAGUGCACUGCGGCGGGAACCGGGAUCGCUGGCGGAACUGCGUGUGCUCCAUCAUCCUUUGUGGUGGUCGCUAAGGACGCCGAUGAGAGAAAAGUUUCCAACGGUGGAGCGCAAAUCAAGGUGAGGGUGACGCCCGGGUUGGGUGUUGGAGGGUCUGAGCAAGAAGGGAUAGUGAAGGAUAUGGGUGAUGGCACUUAUACUGUGACUUAUGUAGUACCCAAGAGAGGGAAUUAUAUGGUCAGUGUUGAGUGUAAUGGGAGGCCUAUCAUGGGGAGUCCCUUUCCGGUGUUUUUCAGUGCAGCAGGUAAUGGUAGUGGAGGGCUGCUGGGUUUAGCUCCUGCAUCUACAUUUCCAAACCUGGUUAAUCAAACUAUGCCCAACAUGCCAAAUUACUCUGGGUCAGUUUCAGGGGCAUUCCCUGGACUGUUGGGAAUGAUUCCAGGGGUUGUUGCUGGAGCUUCUGGGGGUGCUAUUUUGCCUGGAAUUGGGGCCUCACUUGGGGAAGUUUGUCGCGAUUACCUUAAUGGGCGUUGUGUGAAAGUAGAUUGCAAGUUGAAUCAUCCACCUCACAAUUUGCUAAUGACUGCCUUGGCUGCGACAACCUCAAUGGGAACCCUUAGCCAAGCUCCUAUGGCACCUUCUGCCGCAGCAAUGGCUGCAGCUCAGGCAAUAGUUGCUGCUCAAGCUCUUCAAGCCCAUGCUGCUCAGGUGCAAGCUCAGUCUGCGAAAGAUUCCGGUGGUUCACCUGAAAAGUCUAGUAAAGAUGAUGCAUUGAAGAAAACCCUUCAAGUUAGCAAUCUUAGCCCUCUUCUCACUGUGGAACAGCUAAAGCAACUAUUUGCAUUCUGUGGCACUGUUGUUGAAUGUACAAUCACUGAUUCAAAGCAUUUUGCUUAUAUAGAAUACUCAAAGCCUGAAGAGGCAACUGCUGCUCUGGCAUUAAACAACAUAGAUGUUGGGGGGCGCCCUUUGAAUGUUGAAAUGGCAAAAUCACUUCCACAGAAACCAUCCAUCACAAAUUCUUCACUUGCUUCAUCAUCUCUUCCUUUGAUGAUGCAGCAAGCUGUUGCAAUGCAACAGAUGCAAUUCCAGCAAGCACUGCUCAUGCAACAAACCAUGACUGCACAGCAGGCUGCUAAUCGAGCUGCCACCAUGAAAUCUGCCACAGAGUUAGCUGCAGCCCGAGCUGCAGAAAUAAGUAAGAAAUUGAAUCCUGAUGGACUUGGAAUUGAAGACAAAGAGACAAAGCAAAAAUCCAGAUCACCCUCUCCCAUUCGUGGAAGAUCUCGGUCAAAGUCGAGAUCUCCUAUCAAUUACCGGAGAAGGAGGAGGUCUCGUUCUUAUUCACCUGCGCGUCAUUCUAGGGGUCAUCUCUCUAGGUCACCAUUGAGGUCCCAUCAUUACUCUAGCUAUGACAGGGAAAGGCGCUAUAGAGAUAGUAGGGAGCAUAGUGAUAGUAGAUACAGAAAACGAGAUUUGGAUAGAUCAAUUGAUCGUCGUUUAUCUUCUUCAAGAAGAAACAAAAGUAGAAGUGUUAGUCCUCAUACAAGGAAAUCAUCUGUUUCUCCAAAACGUCAUAGGGAAACCUCACCUCAUAGAGGAACGAAACAGUCACUUGCUGAUUCGGGCUCUCCGAGUCGUCGCAGAGGAAGUAGGUCUUCUCCAAAGAUUGAUGAAAAGAAAUUAAGAAACAGAAGGCAGUCAAGGUCAAGAUCAUCAGAAGAUAGGGUUCACUCUAGCAAAAAUGAAGAAAUCUUGCAUGGAAAGGCUAAACAGAAAGAGAGAAGGCGAUCCAGGUCAGUAUCUGUGGAUGAAAAGACUCACAGAAGGAUCCGAUCAUCCCCAAGAAAAGUGGAUGAAAGUAGAUCCAGAUACAAAAAACGGUCAAGGUCUAAAUCUGUGGAUGAUAAGCAAGAUUCACCUGAGAGGUUGGAUGAAAACAGAAAUAGAAGAUUGAGGCAUAGUGAUAAAAGGCACUCUAGGUCAAGAUCUACAGAAAAUAGGGAUCAAACUGAUGUCAGGGUGGAUGAAAGCAAAAAUGAAAAGUCAAAACAUCGUGAUAGUAAAAGGGGCAGAUCAAAAUCUGUUGAAGGGAAGCAUCGCACUAAAGAUAAAUCUGGUGAAAACAGGGAUAAGAAAUCAAGGCAUCGUGAUAGAAGGCAUUCAAGGUCAAUAUCAUUAGAAGGUGAGCAUGGCAAAAGAGGCACUUCAAUCCAUAUAAAUUUGGAUGAGAUAAAUUUUGAACUUAAACAAUCCAGGUCAAAGUUCCGUGAAGGCAAGCAUAACUCCAGUGAUAAAUAUGGAAACAGAGGUGAAAAAUCAGAGCAACAAAAGAAAACUCUGACUAAAUCAAAAUCAGAACAGUUCGAUGGGAGUGGGUCCUUCCAAGGAAAUUUCAAGGAUUAUGAUUCAAAGGGAAAAUCACAAUCUGAUUCUGGAUCCGAAGAAGUUAAGCAUAAUUUAAGUGAUGGAGAAAAUACUACUUGUGAAGAAAAUUCAAAACUUUGUGGAGAUGCCUUGCUGCAACCAUUUAUAAAUGUGAAGGACUCAGCUAUCCUAAAUGAUACUGUGAAGGCGACAUCGGUGAAUGGUAAGUACAAGUUAGAAGAAUCAAAUGAAGCUGAUGAUAAAUCAGGAUGGAUAAGUGUGGAAGAAGAGGGAAAUAGAAAAUAUUAA
Molecule: messenger RNA, 2907 nt
Organism: Sphenostylis stenocarpa
Lineage: Eukaryota; Viridiplantae; Streptophyta; Magnoliopsida; Fabales; Fabaceae
Source: the annotation of a GenBank genome assembly